AGAAGUGAAGCGGCAAAGCGGCAAAGAUGCAGAUAUUCGUGAAAACCCUAACGGGGAAGACCAUAACCCUCGAGGUCGAGAGCAGCGACACCAUCGACAAUGUGAAGGCCAAGAUUCAAGACAAAGAAGGGAUUCCUCCGGAUCAGCAGCGUUUGAUAUUCGCGGGGAAGCAACUUGAAGAUGGAAGGACCUUAGCAGAUUACAACAUCCAGAAGGAAUCGACGCUCCACCUUGUUCUCAGGCUUCGCGGUGGCAUCAUUGAGCCCUCCUUGAUGGCCUUGGCUCGCAAGUACAACCAAGACAAGAUGAUCUGUCGCAAAUGCUACGCUCGUCUGCAUCCAAGGGCUGUAAACUGCCGCAAAAAGAAGUGUGGUCAUAGUAAUCAGUUGAGGCCAAAGAAGAAGAUCAAGUAAAUUCUGGCUGAUCUUGUUUCUUUCUUUAUGUUAGACUGGGACUGGGUUCUUUUAUUUACAUAACUACUGUUGAAUAUUUCUCGUUUUAAUUAAUGUUAGCAGUUUUUGGACGUGGUUUUUGUAUGGUCAAUUAUAUUGUUGGGAUGACAU
This is a messenger RNA of Abrus precatorius (Indian licorice), 563 nucleotides long. Its product is annotated as ubiquitin-60S ribosomal protein L40. Gene Ontology annotation, biological process: modification-dependent protein catabolic process; protein ubiquitination; translation. The coding region runs from base 27 to 413 and encodes 128 amino acids. The record is from RefSeq and is a predicted model, not a curated record. NCBI's taxonomy places the organism in Eukaryota, Viridiplantae, Streptophyta, Magnoliopsida, Fabales, Fabaceae. Gene Ontology annotation, molecular function: structural constituent of ribosome; protein tag activity; ubiquitin protein ligase binding. The transcript is spliced from 5 exons. Gene Ontology annotation, cellular component: nucleus; cytoplasm; ribosome.